GAAAUUUAUAAUUUUUGUACUGUUGUAGCUUCUGAGAUGCAACCUGAAUAUAUCUUGCGGAAAUGGGCAUCUCUAGACACUGGAAAGUGCUGUAACACAGAUGCAAAAUCUGAAGAGGUCAUGCUGCAUGGUCCAAAGCUACGGCAUCGGGGUGAUUCCCAGCUUUUGGAAGAGAAACCGAGAACCAAAGAUGGGGCAUUGAUGAGAGAUGAUGAUCAAGUUAAAAAGGAAAGGUCCAAAUCUUUGUCAGUGUUUGGAACUCUUGUCUCACCGAAGCUUCGAGCAGCCCAACUCUCAUUUGAGACAGCUCUAGAGACACUAGUGAAAAUAGCGAACAUGCGUUCAUCAAUGCUAUCUGCAUUCGACCAAGUUUGUGCAGAGUUGGAAGCCAGCAAAAGAUGAAGAUGAACUGUUCCUUCAACUAAAACUUUCUAAUAGUUUCUUGGAAAAUAAUAAAACCCACCCAAAAUGAAAGUAAUAAAACUUGUGGUAGUUUCUUAAAGCCAAUUGAACCUGUAACGCAUUUCUAAUAGUUCCCCUUGGAUAUGGGAAAAGAGAGAUCAAAAUAGAAAGCAAACACCUUUUUGUUCUGAACUGUGUUUGCGAUGGUUAUUUAUUUGGAACAAUGGAUUUGUAAAAUUGGAGAAAGCUCUACAGUUUUUAUUUUUUCAUUUUAACAAAUUAGCACAAAGCAGCAACGUUGAGGUGGUCUGAAACUGGAAUAAUGCAUGUUGAAGGCGGGUGAGCCUUUCAGAGAUGAAGUGGGGAAAAAGAGUAUCAGAACUUUCUUUGUGCAAUUUGUGUUUGAAUUGUGUCUCUAAUACUUAUUGUGGGCUAUUUGCUGUAUAACCAUAAUUUCCAUUGGUUAAGCAUUGAUUUUCAUUCAA
Messenger RNA from Carica papaya (papaya), 887 nucleotides. The record is from RefSeq and is a predicted model, not a curated record. Lineage: Eukaryota; Viridiplantae; Streptophyta; Magnoliopsida; Brassicales; Caricaceae.